Parastagonospora nodorum SN15 is the source of this 990-nucleotide messenger RNA. RefSeq lists its product as hypothetical. Lineage: Eukaryota; Fungi; Ascomycota; Dothideomycetes; Pleosporales; Phaeosphaeriaceae. Gene Ontology annotation, molecular function: palmitoyl hydrolase activity; thiolester hydrolase activity. Bases 1 to 990 code for a protein of 329 amino acids. The transcript has a single exon. Gene Ontology annotation, cellular component: lysosome. The record is from RefSeq and is a predicted model, not a curated record.
AUGCUGCGCCUACUCCCUCUCCUCCUCCUCUCCCAAACCUUCGCCUCCCCCGUCUCCCAAUCCUCCUCCAAACCCCUCCCUCUCCUCAUCUGGCACGGCCUAGGCGACAACUACGCCGCCGACGGCCUGCACUCAGUCGGCGACCUCGCAAACCAAACAAACCCCGGCACAUACGUGUACUACAUCCGGCUCGACGAGGAAGCCGACUCCGACCGCACAGCCACCUUCCUCGGCAACGUCAGCGCGCAAAUCGAACAAGUGUGCUCCGACAUCGCCACACACGACGUCCUGUCCCACGCGCCCGGCUUCAACGCGCUAGGAUUCUCACAGGGCGGGCAGUUUCUGCGCGGCCUGGUGCAGCGCUGCGGCGACGUCGUGCCAAUCAGGAAUCUAGUCACGUUUGGAAGCCAGCACAACGGCAUUGCGAAAUACCAGCUCUGCAAGGAUGGGGACUGGCUGUGCAAAGGCUACAUUGGCUUGCUGAAGGCGAAUACGUGGGGCGCGUGGGUGCAGAGCCAUCUCGUGCCUGCGCAGUACUUCAAGGAGACGAAUGACACGACGGGCGAGCCGAGCGAGGCGUAUCUUGAGAACAGCGCGUUUUUGGCGGAUAUAAACAACGAGAGGGAAUUAAAGAAUACGACGUACGCGAAACAUCUGGCGGGAUUGGAUAAUUUCGUCAUGUACCUUUUCGCAGACGACGAGACGGUUAUUCCCAAGGAGAGCGGGUGGUUCGCGUACACGAAUGGGUCGGAUGGGAGCGUGACGCAGCUCAGGGAGAGAGAUAUAUAUAAGCAGGACUGGAUUGGGUUGAAGGCACUUGAUAAGAAGGGCGGGUUGCAUUUCGAAACGACGGAAGGAGGACACAUGAACCUUGGUAAUAAAGUGUUGACGCAUGUUUUUGAGAAGUGGUUUAGUACCAAGAGUGGGACUUGGGACUGGGAUGGCGUGGUAGAUGAGGAGACGAAAGAGCAGGGGAUUAUUGAGUUGUAG